This is a messenger RNA of Neoarius graeffei (lesser salmon catfish), 1671 nucleotides long. It is a transcript of the gene actmap, whose product is annotated as actin maturation protease. The record is from RefSeq and is a predicted model, not a curated record. The transcript has 7 exons. Lineage: Eukaryota; Metazoa; Chordata; Actinopteri; Siluriformes; Ariidae. The coding region runs from base 110 to 1024 and encodes 304 amino acids.
CGGUCAUUACAAGGAUCCUUGCAGCUGUUUGUUCUGGAACUGAAGUGUAUUAAUGGAGGUGCACCUACUUAAUUCCUACAUUCUGCUGUAGUGUAAGAAGAAGGAGAUCAUGUCUGUUGUGCCAUCUCCCCUUCCACCUGCACCUCCACUACCUCCACCUGCACCUCCACCUCCUCCUGCCCCGGCUUUGGCUCCUUCACUGCCCAGCAAGAAGAAGCUUUAUCAGGCCAUAGCAGAGGGAAGGACGGCUGUGAAAGGAGACUUUGAAGAAGCGUGUCUGCUCCUCACACAAAGAGAGAGUAGUUUCAGAAAGGAGCUGCAGUGGGUGCUGUUUAACAAGUAUGUGCCUUCAUUGAUCCAAGAUGGUCCCAAAUGUGGACUCGUGGCCUUAUGGAUGGCAGCUCAUCUGGUGACGCCUGCCACGACCAUAUCCAUGGAAAACAUCAUGCAAAUGGCAGUGAAUAAAGGCUACAGUGCUCAGGGAGAGAUGUUUUCAGCCAGUGAUAUGGCCCUGCUUGCAGAGGAGGUGUGUGGUGUCAGAGUUCAGAAGCUGUCUGGAGGCAUGAUUGGAGACAAUGCUACACUAAUCCUGAAACAUCUCACUGAUGGACAGCCAAUCUUAAUACCAUAUGACGAGGACUUUAACCAUGAGCCGUGUUCACGCAGCGGUCACAAAGCUCACUGGGCAGUGGCUUCAGGUGUGUUGCUUGGCCUAGCACAGGGGAGUGUCGCCAGCGAACAGCUCCCCAUGGACACCACUCUGCCAUGGCUGCAUCUUUCCCGAGUUAGCGCACUAGCUAACUGGCUCUUGGAUCCAGUUGAGGUCUACAUCUUAGCCAAACAGGGGAAGAGUCUGCGCUACCAGCUAUGGAAGUUGGAAACGGUGGCACAGAGUAAUGCGCAGCUUAGAGAAAUGGAUCCGCAGAGGGCCGGUGAUGGAUCUUACUAUGUGCUGCCCCCUGGUGGGGUGGAGGAGGGACUUGCAGGACAGGUGGUGUUGCUAUACCCCUCAGAGAAAAACUGAUCUCAAGAACACAUGAUGGGAAUACAGUGUGUGUGUAUGUGCGCUUAGUGUGCAGUCAGGAUGUAUACCUAGAACCGGUAAUUUGCUGUUUUUUUUUUACCAGGCUGUAUUGAGCCUUUUAUCCACUAGGUGGCCUUAUUUCUUUGAUAUUUCUCAUUAUGUUGCUGCUUUCAGCCCCCAGGAAAUCUAUGAUGAAAUUCCCCCCUUUUUUUUUUUUUUUGGUAAUGAUUCAUGUUAUAAAAAUCUCAUGGUGCUAAAUGAAGCAGAGCUGUUUAUUUUGCUGCUCUGAUUAAAAAUAGGAGGCAUCUGUUGGCUAAGUUUAACCUUUGAAAAUGGGCAAAAGUUCAGCGGAUAUUUGGCUGUUAGGAAAGAAGAAAAUGUGUUUAAUCAUCGUAGAGUAUUAUAUACCCAUAGAGAAAUAAAGAACAGAGAUAUUAAACGCACAGCAGCAAUGUUACUGAAUCUCAGCCCAAUAUUUCAGUCCGUAGACCUACUGAAGAAAAAAAACCACGUGUGAACAUUGUGAAAAUCCAAUCAGAUGAUAAGUGUUCACAGUGGCAGUGCAAGCUUUUAUUAAGCUUUGAGUGCAGAUACAACCCCAAUUCCAAAAAAGUUGGGACACUGUGUAAAACAUAAAGAAAAACAAA